AUGGCGAUCACUGAAGUAAUCGCGAGCCAUGAGGAGAAGCGUCUCCGUGAAUUCUAUCAGAUAGUUUUUUUAUUAAGUUCCCUAGAGCCCAGGAGAGGAGAUCGCAUCAAGAGAGUAACUUCAGCUGAACAGGAAAGGAUCACUGUUGCGGAGCAUAGGCGGAAUGUGGCCGACGCGUUGGCAUACAUAUCGGCGUAUGACAAAAAACCGGACCGUGUGACUGCUGUUGCGCUUGGAAUGGAAAAAGGUGGAUUGGUUGUGUGGAUAGCAGCUAAUCAGGAGGUGGACCCGAAAGUCAAGAAUUUCCUAACCAUCGUGCUCCGUUGGCUUGAUAAAAUCGCCCAUGGUCACGAGUCGGAGUGUGAUCCUUUUGUUGAUUACGUCCUUGAGUUCAACUGGAAGAAAGUUCAGAUAUAUCACAGUAAAUUCCGUGGUUCAUGGGCUAGAUACUGCGAAUCUCAUCCGCCCACAGGCCACAACAUUCUCCGAGAGUUGGAAAUCUGGGUUCAAGGGAUAUUCCCCAAGGACGGUGAGAAGGUGCAGCAGGAGAAUAUGGUGAACCUAGCGAGGAAAUGCUACGAGGAACGCAAACGAGUCGGUGGAGUGUUUGAUAUGCUGAAGGACGCUUCAACGCAGGGUAUUAUGUCUCCAGAGAUGUAUGAUCAGUUACGCAACCUGCUUCACAAGGUUGGGAAACAUAUCACUUUGUGCCGAAAAUUGAUUGACGCUAGAAAGUCGCUGUCCGAGGACUUCAAGUAUGGUGCUGUGGUGAAACCAAUUAAAGUCUCUAAGCGGCGACCUGAUACAGCUGAAUGGGACUAUUCCUUUGAUAGCAUCACAAAUCGGAUAUUCCGAACUGAAAUAAGCCUGCUUGUUACCUAUGUUACAAGUAUAUUACCGAUCAUCCCCGACAGUGGUUUCGGCCACCUUCCCAUAAAAAGCUUUAUUACUCUUGGAGUCUUCCAAAACCGCAUGGGAAGGAGAAUCGUGAAGAAUUCUUGGCUACUACAACAGAAGUCCUUCAACGUCAACUACGAGAAGAUAUUGCGAAGAAGCGGGGGCAGAGAUCGGUAUGUGACGAUUCGACGGCAGGGGUCACCUCGGUUCUUCGUACUGGUGGAAUGA
Aspergillus pseudonomiae is the source of this 1125-nucleotide messenger RNA. RefSeq lists its product as uncharacterized. Bases 1 to 1125 code for a protein of 374 amino acids. The transcript has 3 exons. The record is from RefSeq and is a predicted model, not a curated record. NCBI's taxonomy places the organism in Eukaryota, Fungi, Ascomycota, Eurotiomycetes, Eurotiales, Aspergillaceae.